Molecule: messenger RNA, 1452 nt
Organism: Triticum turgidum subsp. durum (durum wheat)
Lineage: Eukaryota; Viridiplantae; Streptophyta; Magnoliopsida; Poales; Poaceae
Source: the annotation of a GenBank genome assembly
AUGAGGGAGUACAUGCUUCAACUGCAGCGUUUCCUUGCUGACGCCAGAGCUACCAAUAUAAUCUCCCCCGACCGCACUCCCAAGGAAACGCUCGUGAAAUAUUAUGGCAUAUGCGAUCGUUUGUUGGCCGUCCUCCAAAAGGAUAGUGUUCCACGCUUCCUCCGCAUCUUCGAGAAGUACAGGGAGUGCUUGGUUUCUGGUUUUGUCAUCAUUCCACAAACCCUUGACUUAAUUAUUCUAGAGAAUGCCCUGCGUUGUGCUAAUCUUGUUUUGGAGGGCAAGUCGCCUAAGCUCUGCGGGGUACGUGCCAACCCCAACUACAUGACCAGCUUUGGGUACUUCCUCCUCCACCAAGCUGCAGAGUCAUUCUCCGUUGAAAUGGUUGAGUUACUGUUACGGUAUGGCGCAUCUGCCAAUCAGCGCACCUCGGGUAAUAAAAUCAUUGAGGGCCUCCUCCCACUCCAUGUUGCCAUCGAGAACACUUGCCAGCAUAAGUAUCUAGAGGACAACCUAUUAGUUGACGAGAACUACAGGAAGGGGAAUGUUGGGUACAUCUACAAGCUCAUACAUCUGCUUUGCCUGCCUGAGAUGAAGAUCUUCUUGGACACCACUAGAUUGCUUGCAGCUCACACUGAUAAUGUAGUCGAUGAGCUUUUGAAUUACAUCGAGCAUGGGAAGAUUGUCCCUGCAGCUAUUCUUCUCCUUGCAGCUCAAAGGCGAUUCCGUAAGCUCAAUGGUUUUGAUAUGAUCAAGAACCGUAUUGAUGAUUCUAUAUUCUCCCUGAUAAGGGAGGGGUGUGGAUUGCAAAUUGGUAAAAAUACCAAGGAAGCAAAGCAGCGGAAGGAGAAGGAAGUACAUUUCUAUAAUGUGUUGUUCCUUGUUAGGAUAAUUCUGAAAGCUGGUGAAGCUCUUGAUGCAUAUAUUCAAACUCAUUCAGAGGCAUCUCAUCACGAGGUCCAUGGAAAAGUUUCAGCAGUUCUCAAAAGUUAUGACGUUGGUCCUCUCGGAAAAGAUAUUUGCAUUGAAGACCUUCAAUGCUUCCCCUAUGACUGUGGAGGGCCGGACGGGGACACAGAUUUGACCAAGGCAGCCACUGGAUCACCUACUCCGGAAGUCAAGGAGAAAAAUGCUGUGGCAAAGGAACGACGAGUUAACCACCUGUAUGCAAGAGAUCAGUUUUUCCCGGUAUGGAGAUCAGUGCUGACAGCUCGGUUUAUUACGAAGAUCUUUCCGCCCUACACACCGAAGAAAGAGUUGCCGCUGUAUACUAGUGAUGGGGGCUCCGAGAAGUUGAGAGCUGAAAGGCACUCUCAUAUCCUUCUUGGCACGUUGGAGAGGAAUUAUCCGAGAGUGAGAGUAGCAAGUAAACCGACGCCCACAAGUAAGUAUCGGUCCAGAAGGUUGUUUGGCACUGCUGCAUCGACUGUCCUGAAGAUGCUUAAGCACGUAUGA